Aspergillus puulaauensis is the source of this 1554-nucleotide messenger RNA. RefSeq lists its product as uncharacterized. Gene Ontology annotation, biological process: transmembrane transport. The transcript is spliced from 3 exons. The record is from RefSeq and is a predicted model, not a curated record. Bases 1 to 1554 code for a protein of 517 amino acids. Gene Ontology annotation, cellular component: membrane. Gene Ontology annotation, molecular function: transmembrane transporter activity. NCBI's taxonomy places the organism in Eukaryota, Fungi, Ascomycota, Eurotiomycetes, Eurotiales, Aspergillaceae.
AUGGCGAACAGGGACUCGGUUGGAAAAGGUGAUGUCGAGAAGGGGGUUGAUGAGAAGGCUGCUCAUAUCGAAAGCCCCAUUACAGAGAUUGGCACCUUUCGUGUCGUGGGCUUGAGUCCUGAAGAUGCGGAAUUUUAUAGGAACUAUCCAGAGGAGAAGCGGAAGAAGGUCUUCAGCAAAGUCGACGCCCGACUAGUCCCCAUGCUGGCCUUGCUGUAUCUAUGCAGCCACAUCGACCGUGCCAACAUCGGCAACGCAAAGAUUGAAGGCAUGAUUGACGACCUAGGAAUGACAGGCGUGCAGUACAACACGGUGCUCUCCAUCUUCUUCAUCCCCUAUGUCCUCUUCGAAGUGCCCAGCAACGUCCUGCUCAAGAAGUUCAAGCGCCCAUCAACCUACCUGGGCAUUCUCGUUGUCUCAUGGGGCAUCAUCAUGACCUGCACCGGCCUGGUCAACAACUACGGCAGUCUGAUGGUUGUGCGUGUUCUUCUGGGUAUUUUCGAAGCUGGGUUCUUCCCUGGCGCCAUCUACCUCUGUUCCUACUGGUACAUGCCCAAAGACCUCGCCCUGCGGAUCUCGUACUUCUACUGCGCCAGCGCCCUCUCAGGCGCCUUUUCAGGCCUGCUCGCUGCAGCAAUUGCCGAGAUGGACGGCGUCGGUGGCUAUGAGGGUUGGCGAUGGAUUUUCAUCCUCGAAGGUCUAGCCACAGUCGUCCUAGGCAUUGCCUGCUUCUUCCUCCUCAUCGACACCCCGGCCCUCUCCACACGGUGGCUUGAGCCAGACGAGAUCCAGUACCUGGAGUUGUCGAUGUUCAUCAAGCAGGGUGGACGCACCGAGAACGACACUGGCUUCAAAUGGCGAGACCUGAUGAUGGUCCUUACGAACUGGCGCGUCUACAUGCAGGCCUGGUUCCUGUUUGCCCAGUCGGCUCUUUCAUACGGAACUAAAUUCACUCUCCCCACGAUCACAAAGUCCAUGGGCUUCAGCGACACAAACGCCCAACUCACAUCUGCACCGCCCUACGUCGCCGCCGCAAUCUCCGCCAUUGUCUUCGCCCGCCUCUCAGACCACUUCUACUGGCGAAUGCCGUUCGUCGUUAUCCCCAUGUUAAUUGUGAUAGUCGCCUACUCAAUCAUUAUCUCGCUAAAGGGCGAGCUGCAAGCCAACAUGGGGGUCGCGUAUAUCGCCGUCGUCCUCGCCGUAAUCGGCAUCUACCCGAUCCAAGCAGCCGCUGCGUCCUGGAACGCGAAUAACAUUGCCCCUGCAUCGCGGAGGGCUAUUGGCAUUGCGCUCAUGAACUGCGUGGGUAAUAUUGGUGGCAUUCUGGGCAGUUUCAUGUAUCUUGAGUCUGAGAGCCCGAAGUAUUAUACGGGCUUUGGGAUUAGUAUUGCGCUGGGAGGCACGGGGAUUAUUGUUGCGGUGCUGUUGGAGUGGAGCUAUAAGAUUGCGAAUAAGAGGAAGGCGGCGCUGGAGGGUGAGGCGAGGGUUAGGUAUACGGAGGAGGAGCUCUUUGAUCUGGGUGAUCGGUCGCCGUUGUUUAAGCAUGUUUUGUAG